AUGAUUGUCGGACAAGUAUUAUUAGGUACAGCAGGUUUAAUUGUAUCACUCUAUGCAUAUUAUAUCAAACAGCAACUUAAAAGAAAUCCAAAAUAUAAAGCUCUAUGUGAUUUAGGACCGAAUACAAGUUGUACUAAAGCAUUAUCGAGCAAAUAUGGUAAUGGAUUUGGACUUACAAGUUCAUUAUUUGGUGAAAAUAGUAUUAUGAAUGCAUCAAAUGUUAAUUUAGGUAUUGGAUUUUAUAUUUUUCAAAUUAUUUCUGGUUUAAUAAUGACGCCAUUAUUUAAUAAAUUAGCUUUAUUUUCAUCAAUAUUAUCGUGUAUUGGUUCAAUUUAUUUGGCUUAUAUUCUAGCUUUUAUUCUUAAAGAUCUUUGUCUUAAUUGGAAUACUGUAAUGUCGAUUCCUCCAUCUUCAUGUGAUAAAACGGAACCAACAACAAAAACAAGUAGUACAUGUCAAGUAUGUGGAGAUAGUGCAUCCAUCAUUAAUUAUGGAGCAUUAACUUGUUUAUCAUGUCGUACAUUUUUUCGUCGCAAUGGUUUUCAUACUAAAGAAGUUUCUUCAUGUCGAUUUGAUGGUCAUUGUGAGAUUAUUAAGCCAACAAGAAAAAAUUGUACAGCAUGUCGUCUUGCCAAAUGUCUUGCCGUUGGCAUGAGUCCUGAUUUAAUUAGGAAAGAAGAUUUAAGUGGAAGAAAGCGUAAAUCUUCUAUAUCACAGAGCCAAGAACUUAUUGAAUAUCAAUCAACUGUACCACAAGCAUCGGCAUUUGAUCAACCAUCUGGUGGGCCAGGCUCACUUUUAAAUAGUUCAGAAUGGAAUCUAAUUUCCAAUGUUAUACAUGCAUUUGAUACAUUUAGUCCUAUAACUGAAACUCGACGUACAAUUGAAAUAAUCAAUACAUCAGCAUCUAGUCUUCAAUUUGAUUUAUCCCAAUCACUUCAAAUGAUCUCUUCAUUCUCAAAUUCUUUACGAUCAUUUAUUAGUUCAACACCUGAUUUUAAAAUUUUGACUACAUCUGAACAAUGGUCUCUAUUUCAACGUAAUAUGCUUGGUCUUUUAUCUAUUGGUGGAAUGUAUUUUAUGCGUGAAUCAGGUAUAUUUGAUAAGCCUGAAAAUGAAAGGGCUAUUCUACCUUUAUAUGGUAAUGAAGUUGUUCGACAAGUAAAAUCUAUUAGUGCACAAUUUGAUUGUGAUCCAACACUUAUUAAACUAAUAAUUGUUGCACUUGCAUUUUCAUCAAAUUGUUUUACAAAACAAAAUCGAAGAAAUAUAGAUAAAGAUAGUUUAUUAUUAGGUACAUUUCGUUUAUUUGGAAGUCAAAAUGUUUAUGUUGAACUUAUAUGGAAAUAUUUAGUUCAUCGAUUUAGUUAUAAUGAAUCAGUCAGACAUUUUUCUACAUUGAUUAAACGACUUCUUGAUGCACUUAAAUUAUCAAUUGAUAUCUAUGAAAAUAAUCAAAUAUUUCAAACAUUUAUUGAUGAUAAUGCUGAACAGAUUGAACAUGCUCCAACCAUUAAUGACAAAUCAAUUAUUCCAUUAUGGGGAAAAAAGUGA
This is a messenger RNA of Rotaria sp. Silwood2, 1554 nucleotides long. Lineage: Eukaryota; Metazoa; Rotifera; Eurotatoria; Philodinida; Philodinidae. The record is from the annotation of a GenBank genome assembly.